AUGUAUGAUGCAGCACUUAAGGGAGACGUACCAUCCUUGCUCGACUUGCUAGACGAAGAUCCACUAAUCCUUGAUCGAUGCAAUAUCGAAAAUUCAAGUCGUGUGAUGCAAUCUCCUUUACAUGUAGCUGCUAAUUUGGGACAUUUAGAUUUCAUAAUUGAGAUUCUACGUCGAAAACCAGAAAUAGUUGAGGAACUUGAUUAUUGUUACACCAAAGGACCGUCACCACUACAUUUGGCCUCGGUGAAAGGGCACUUGGAAGUUGUUAGACAUUUGCUUGCAGUGAAGCCUAACUUAUGUUUUUGGCGUGAUGGGGAUGGAAGGAACCCGGUGCAUGUCGCCGCAAUGUGUGGGCAAGUUCAUGUGCUCCUUCAGGCUAACUCACAAGCAGCAUGGGAGCGGACUAAUAACGGUGAUUCUGUUUUACAUUUGUGCAUUAAAUAUAGACAGCCAGAGGCUCUUAUGUUUCUGUCGAUGGUUCUAGAUGAUCAUCAGUUGAUUAACUUAAAGGAUAGUGAUGGUAAUACCAUCUUGCACUUAGCAGUGAUUGCUAAACAACCAGAGAUUGUAACAUUUUUACUAAAAGCCACAUCCAUUGAAGUAAAUGCCAUUAACACAAAUGGCUUCACAGCAAUGGAUAUUCACAUUCGAAGCAAGAAGGAUUUGAAGGAUGAGGCAAUUUUGCAGUCACUCAAGCAUUACAAAGCCUUACAAUCAAAGAAUAUGCUCAAAACACAAAGAAUAGCAAGUGAUCAAGAUUGGUUGGAGAAAAAACGCAACGCGCUAAUGGAAGCUACUUGUAGGAAUUUUGACGAUAACCAUGUGGAUCGCAGUGUCAGCUACAACUAUGACGUACUUGUUCUCAAUAUGUUUUUUGUCACGCUAUAUACACGGCUCCGAACGGGACCGUACAACAUGGGUUACAUGCCUAUGCAAUAUCAUCGUUAUUCCUUGGGCUUUGUUGAUAGCAAUUUUGCUCCUUGGACAUGGCAUUCGCUUUAUAGCAAAGUUGAUUAG
This is a messenger RNA of Chenopodium quinoa (quinoa), 1017 nucleotides long. RefSeq names its product ankyrin repeat-containing protein At2g01680-like. Bases 1 to 1017 code for a protein of 338 amino acids. The transcript has 3 exons. The record is from RefSeq and is a predicted model, not a curated record. Gene Ontology annotation, cellular component: plasma membrane. NCBI's taxonomy places the organism in Eukaryota, Viridiplantae, Streptophyta, Magnoliopsida, Caryophyllales, Amaranthaceae. Gene Ontology annotation, molecular function: protein phosphatase 1 binding; protein phosphatase regulator activity.